AUGCUUAUCCAUAACAAUAUCGAUAGCAAUACCCAAUACAAUAUUACGUUUUACGUUUUUAAUAACCCAAUACCAUUCCUUUUAUUACUUAAAAAUAUAAACGCGUUAAGUAUAUACCUUAAUAAUACGCGCAACGAAUUCGUAAAGCACAACAAAACGCGCGUGCGGAUUAUUAAACGUUUCGGUUACCCAUGGUUUUUUUUUAACGCAUCGAUAUACGUUAUAAACAAAAUUUUAAUAACCGCCGAAAAAAAAAUCGCAGGAUUUUUAUUUUUAACAAAAACCGAGUUACGGCGCGUUUACAAGCGAUUUAACCACCUUUCCGAUUUUAAUUACGAAAUCGUUAUUAACGUUUGCUAUUUAAGCAACAAACCGGUCCUUUAUGUAAUUAAUAAAAGCAUAAAAUUUAAUGCUGCAGCGAUUUUAAAAAACCUAUUUGCAAAAAAAACUUGGAAAACCUUAAAGCGUUACUGGAUAAAUGUUUAUUUAAAGCCUUUAAACCCAAAACGACGCGGACGCUUACCGAAAAACAAAAUACCGGUACAAUUACGAAAUCGAUUAAAACCGCUAACGCUAAAUACAAAAAGCAAUAAACCUUUAAAACCAAAGGAGCGAUUGGAAAUUAAAUUGCAUAACAAAACAUAUUUAUUACCAAAAAAAGCAAAGGCCAUGCGUUUAUUAAUCGAAUAUAAAGCAAAAGCGCUAAAAUUUUUAAAGCACGUUUCGUUAAAAAAAAUAAAAAGGAUACCGGAAGCCCUUUACAAAAAAACGAAAUGCCCAACGGUUAAUUUUCGCGCUUGCACUAAGCCUUUAAAACCGAAGCAUUUUAUUAAUAACCCGGAACAUUACCCAAACGAUUGCAUUGCGCAAUAUAAGCUUUGGAAUGGUAAGGAUGCAAAUAAACGAUACGCUAAACCUAAGAAAUUAAACGUUUAUAAAUUUCGAAAAAAAAGCGCUUUAAAAAGCAAAUUACAAGCAAUAAUUUGUAUUUUAAAAGCAAAAAAAAAGCUUAUAAUUAAUUUAAUAGCGCUUCGAAAAUUUUAUAAAAAUAAAGAAAUCGACGAAAUCCGUUGGAUUGCCGGAACAAACAAUCCGGCAAAUGCGAUAACGAAAAAGCAAUUAAACCGGGCAUUAAAAGAAUUGCAUUACUUAAGCUAA
Molecule: messenger RNA, 1158 nt
Organism: Gaeumannomyces tritici R3-111a-1
Lineage: Eukaryota; Fungi; Ascomycota; Sordariomycetes; Magnaporthales; Magnaporthaceae
Exons: 11
Coding region: 1-1158 (385 amino acids)
Source: RefSeq, a predicted model, not a curated record